GUACAGACUGGUAUAGGGAAUGCUAGAGUUUUAUAAGGUAUGUAAAACUUGCAAUAACGUAUUCGCUUUACUACUGUUUGUGCAAGACCACGGUCGUAUAAAUAUUUAACCAGCAUGAGCGACCAAGACAAGGAAAACGAAGUUAAGCCUCAGGACGAAGUAGAGGAGCCGAAAAAUGAUUCCCAAGAAUCAGUUAAUGAUGUUUAUGAAGUUCCUAUUAGGACCGGCUUAGAUAACGUUUCUUUGGAAAUAGAAGAUGCAUCAAAAACCAUUGACCCGAAACCAGUGCAGUUUGAAAAAGUUCCGACCAAUCAGAAACCUGAACAGCCAAGCCAAUCAGAAAUUGUAAAACAGAAUCCCAUUGUCAAGACCCGUCCUCCGCCUCCCGAGCCUUAUGCUAGCUUGCCUAAGCGUAAACCAGGCGGAACAAUGACGUCCCCACCGACCUACGUCAGCAACGAGCCGACAUUUUCGUACAGCCGCAGAACAUUCAUGAAUUUUGUGAAAUCAUUUGAAGGGGUUUUGUUCAUUGUCGAGGUGAUUGCUUCCCUCUUAUCCUGGGUGUUGUUAACAGUCUGGACCAGGGCAGGACCAGAUUACAGGUUCCCUGUCCUCUUGGCUUCCCGAUGUUUGCUUUCGUGGCUUCGUGGGCACUAACUACAAUCCUAUUUGUUAUUCUGUUCUGUGGCUUGGACGGUAAAGUUCAAUGGAUGAAAGUAUUCAGGCAACCGGUGUUUGGGAUUCCAUACAACGUAGUCGUCAGCUUGUUCUUUUUAGUGGCAGGAUCGAUUACUGCUUCUUUCGCCGUGAGCGACAUGACACAAGUUCUCGGGGCGGCCACUGUGUUUUCAUUUCUCUGUUUUCUUAUUCACACGUUGCAUUGGUUUGUUUACUUUAGAAGACAAUUCGGUAAAUGUCCGUGGACCUUUCUUAAAGGAUGCAACGCGGAUUGCAGCCGUGGGAGAAAUGUGACUGAAUGAUGUUAUUGGAGAUGGUGUAUGCACAAACUUGUUCGUUUUACAUUUACAACGUUGUACAAAUGUGGCCUACGUACAUCUCAGCUUGGGUCUCAUAUAUUGGUUAUCAAUAUCCGCGCUCUAUAACACAGUUUUAUUGCAUGUUUUAUGUGGUAUGCAGAUGCUUUUAUACUAAUUUGAAAUUAUAAUUGAUUUGUUAACGAUUUUUAACUACCUAAUAAACCCCACACGGAAGAAA
This is a messenger RNA of Ciona intestinalis (vase tunicate), 1215 nucleotides long. NCBI's taxonomy places the organism in Eukaryota, Metazoa, Chordata, Ascidiacea, Phlebobranchia, Cionidae. The record is from RefSeq and is a predicted model, not a curated record.